CCGGAUAUAAACAUGGCUGCUGGUAUACCAACCCUUUCCCAGGUAAGCUGUGUUUUUUUAUUGUCUCAGUGUAAAAGAAUAUCACGAUUGUGACAUUUUGCGUUACUUAACAGUGUCUCAUGUCAUAGUCUUUUUCCCCAUGAGAUCUCUGUGAUUUAUUGGCGAUCGUAAUUUCAUUUCAUCAUCGCAAAUUGAUAAGCUUACUGUACAAGGUAAAGAUCGAGCUGAGUGUUGGAAUUAAAAGGGGCAUUGAAUUUAUGUUUGUGGCGCAUUCAGCAGACAUCAGCUGUUCCAUAUGUCUUCCUUUGUUUAAAAAAUAUGUUUUGCAAAUCACUGUUGUGAAGAUUCCUGUGGAUUGUUUAAACGGAGCCUUUUUUACCACUGCUACAAAUACUUCUAUGGCUUAUCUAAAGUGAACCUCAAUCUUAUAUUGACUGCAACAAACACACUUUGAUUGUCCAUUUGGUCGAUUUUGCAAAAAGUGCUUUUAGGGCGAUUAUAUCUCGAUGCAAAUCAUCUUAAAUUCACAUGGUCUAUUUUUUUCCGAGACGGAGUCUAGAUCUAUCAGCAUCAGCAUGGUAUAAAUCAAUUAGUCCUUUGAUUUAAAACAAAUCCCCCGCCGCAGAUCGUCUUGUUUCUUUCGUGACAUCAUGCCUUUACGCCCCUCUUAUAUCAAAAUAGAUAGAAUAUCUAAGAUAAUUUUCUUAUCAUGUGGUAAACAUUCACGCAUUUGUUGUUUUUCCUUUGCUCAUAGCUCUCGGCGGGACAUGCGACUGUCUAUGAAAGUUUUUUCAGACAAGUAAGCCUGUUAAUUUAUAAUGAAUCCUUUUUUCUUUUUAUACGCGUGACUUACCUGUGCUAAUUUUGUAAUCAUAGGGUAUACUAUUUAUAUUAUGACUACACUUGAAACACUCAAAAGUAAAAAAAAAGUUUCUUAUACUUACACGUUAUUUUGGUCAGUAAAGACCGUCAAAUUUCAUUUUGAAAGCAGCAUUUAUGAGAUGAAUCAAUCUAAACAUCACACAGAUAGUAGACAAGUGAUUGGGACCAGGCAGUAUUUAUUUACAUUCCACAGUGCAAUAAACCACUAGACUAUUAACAAUUCAACGUAAACGAUAAGAAAGAGGAUACUACAGCCAUACAAUGAAAUCAACCGAAAAAUUACAAAAUGAAGAAACAAAAACAAAACAACGAACAAUCAAACUGCCUUAGGUGUGGGUGGGGGGGAAGCGAAAAUACAAGCUAUUUAAAAAUGCUAUAAUUGCUGUUGCUAGUAAAGCGUAGGUUCAAAUGAACUCAAAUAGCUAUACAUCUAAUACGAAACGUGCUAGGUUGGGCAAUCCCCUGAGACUUACUAGCGUGGACUAUUUUGAUUGGUUCUAAUAAAGUCUUGUGAUAAUUCAAUGAAAGUUGCUCAAUAUGAAAAUACGGACUAUGAACCCUUCCUGCCCCCAACCAGGGCCUCUCUGCUACCAAUGUCUAGAUUUAUAUUAAUAGGAUUAAUAUUCACAUUAAUCUAACUGCCACUUUGUCUAAUCUUCGUACUCUUGUACUAGCCUACAAAUACAUAAUUUAAACAUAGAGAUCAGACAGUGUAUCAAGUAAUCUCUUACAUGAUGUUAAAAUCAAUGGAAAAGUACAAAACUGUCACUCCAAAAAGUGGUAGCGACCACGAGGUGGUUAUUUACAUGGAGUUCCAACUGCAGGUCUUUCACUGGGAAGGUUUUGGUGUCUUGGAUUGAUGGUCACUUAAUAGGUAGUCGAACAUGGAGGUUUGACAGUACUUAUUCCCAUAAUACUUCCCAGCCUGUUUUCUCCAUACCCCAGGGGAGUAUAUUCAACAAAGGUUUGUACAGGGAAUCUCCCCCCUGAGGUCCAACUCCUCAACAUUUUAAUUACCAUUUUUGACAGACAAGAUACCCCUUUUAAACCCCAUCUAUUCACAGAUGGUACCCCUUUCGCACACCUAGUUUAGAACUUUGCAUCUCUGUUAACUGCUGUGUCUUUAAAAUAUGAAUAAAUUACAAAGCCAGAACAAUUUCUUGACUUUUUUCACUGUCAAAAAAUACAUCUGUUAGCCCAUUUGGGCUUCCUUACAGACCAAAAUAAGAGAUUUUCAUGCUCUUUCAUGUAUCUGUUACCAGUGAAGCUGGGAAAAGGUACCCGGCUUUGGGGAGCCUUCCCACAUAGGCCCUUGUAGGGAAUACCUCCCCGCCCCCCACUAUGCAGUUUACCAGUUGGUUUGAUUCCAGAUUUUCCCUUACCAUAGUUUGGUCAUAGCCUGGGGGUGGGGGGACAGUCCCUUACUUGACCUAGAUGGGUAUAUGCUGCUGAAAAGGGUAUAGUUUUCAGCAUCUCGAAUGAAAAGGGUAUAUUAUUUCACUAUUUGGCAACUUUAACAGGGUGUGAUUUUGGACCAGAAGCUUUUAAAGAGUUUGAAGGCUGCUUUAUACAUUUGUGACACCAACAUUUUUUUCCAAAAAAUUAGUUAAAAUGAGUUUUUGUAAAUUACAUAAUUCUGUAUGCAUAACGAGACAAAUCAGGAUCUUAAAAUAAGGUCUCUUGUCCUAAACAGGAUAGCGAAAUGAGUAAUUUCUGUCAUAAACAGUGUUAGGUUUUGAAGACUUCAAUUGACGACACACCUCUACCCAGACCAGACUUCCCUUUAGUGCUUCUUCCCCCCAGGGGCCUAGCCUUCUUCUUAUAGCAGGGUAGAUCAGCUAGGUUUUUAUUAGGUUCUCAGAGUGCAGAUCUCAGGCAUGUUUUAAACAGCUUAGCACAUUUAUUUAUUGUUAACAAGACUUGUUCUGGUUAAAAAAAGGCUGAUGUUUCCAACACUGGUCAGAUUGGUGCUUCAGAUGCAGCAGCUUUCUUAAAAAAAUCUGGUUUAAAGGAAGGUGUUCUACAUAAGGUGAGUAGAGCAUUUUUUCCAGAAUUUCACCAGCUGGUUCUCUUGCUGUUGCAGUAAAGGAUGAAUGUUCAACAUCUAGCUAAAAUUCUGAGACACACAACAGAUGGAAAAGAGACUUACUUAAUUGCAAGCAAUGAAUUGAAUUAAUCUGUUUGCCUACCUUUUUAAUUUGCUUUUAUCAUAAGUGAAGAUUUUGGAAGUUACUGGCAGUAAAAAGUUAUAAAUUUGUGUUGUUGCAAUAUCCCUUUUCCUCACAGAUUUGGGAGCUCGCUGACCCUCAGGGAACUGGAUUCUUAGACAAACAGGUAAAUUAGAUAGAUCAGUAUACAAGAAGAAAGGAACAAGCCACCUUGCCAACUAGUUAUUGUUAUGACAUUGAUUUAUGUGCGUGGGAAGCUUUUUCUAUUAUUAUUUUCAAAUUUUAUGGAAAAAUCUGGGGAUAGCUUACAAAAUAUGUAGAAAUAACAUGGAAAGAGAUAAACCUCCCUCAUGCAGAAUGUACAGGGUGCAAAGAAAAUCAUUUUUACAGCUUGCCAUUUGGGCAAACUGCAGCUAGCAUUUACUAGCCCAAACGUCAUUACAACUAGCCCCAAAAGCUUUUUGAUGAGUAGAACUGAUUUCACAGUUCUUCUGUUAUUCAAAUUGCUCAAAAAACAUCACUUGCCCGUCAAAAACAGAAUUCAUUAGCCUGAUAGCAAAAUCCAAUAGCCCUGGGCUAUCAGACAUUAAGUCUUUCUUUGCACACUGUGCCAAGCAAAGUGUCCAUGCCCGGGGGGGCACUCCCAUAUGAAACAGACGGGGAUGCUCAUCCAGGGCCGUAGCCAGGAAGAAACUACAACCGAGGCGAACACACGGUCCGUUGUACGAAAUCAGCCGUAUGAAAUCUUCUAAUAUUGUCAGUCUGAUAAAAAAAAUAAAAAUCGACAGUAUUUGGUAAAAUUUUACCGAGGCGAGUGCCUCGGUUCGCCUCAUACUGGCUACGGCGGUGUCAUCGGAAAUUUUGAAUUUAACCCCUAAAGGAGACCAUCUGGGCGUGGCUCAAGCUCUUUGUGACCCCUAAAGGAGACCAAUCUGGGCGUGGCUUGAGCAAAUUUUGACCCCUAAAAGAGAUGGCUUAAAAACACACAAAUACGACAUGCAAUGAGUUUUAAUGAUGUAAAGACAUAAUCAUCGUGAUCGUUUUGUAAUUUUGUAAGCGCUAAACCCGCUGAGUUUCCUGUUAUAGACAAACAAUAGACAAAGCACAAAGACAUCUUGUAAUAAGGCUUCCUUUAUUGUCACUGAUUAAUCGGAUUAUAAUGUUCUCUACUGUUUGUAGAAAUCUUUGAUCUAUAAUCACUGAGGUAAUGUGGUAAACAAAACAAGUUAAAAAGACAAUUUGACUUCUGUUUCUCUUCGCGUAAUUCUGUUUCUUGGCGGAACCCUAAAUGAGACCUAAUGGCGGCUCCAGGUCACAAAGGUGUAUGAGCUGUAAGUAGAUUUAGGGGUUUAUGACCAGAAGUUUACCAUCUUUAUUUGAACCAAGAGAACUGUUCAUAGUAAACAAGUGUUUCUAUCGUGGACAUGUCCAUGAGGAGAGCUUUGUUGUGUAAUCCUUUUUUAAAACAUUUGACUGGGUAGUACCGCUUCUAAGUGCAGACUUGUCAUCAUUAAAAAUAGUGCAGAUAAACAUGCAGGAACAAACCUUGCAAAAUAGUUUAUUAUUAUAUCCUGUAAAUGAUAACCAUUUUCUUUUCUCAUUUACAGAGAUUUUUCUUGGCUCUGAGACUGAUUGCUUUGGCACAGAAUGGAAAAGAUGUCUCCCUGUCAAAUUUAACUUUACUUGUUCCUGCACCUAAAGUGGUAAGCUAAGUGCAUGAUAAAAUUAUUCAGGAUUUGUAUGACACCAUAUUGCUGUUAAACCAUUUUGCUAUUAAUUUUUUUAUACAGUGAGCUUUCAAUCUCUUCAUGUUCUGGAAGCAACAAAUAAUACAAUUUAUACUUUCUUAUGUACAGAGUACCACUACUUGUAUUGUUCCAUACAUAUGGUCUCUAUAGGGACAUAAACAGGUCUAGGACAAUAAUUAUUCUGCUUAUUCAGAGGGAAUUUAUUUCAUACAUUUCAGUAACCAAACAAAGAGUACAAUGCCAGUGCCACUAAAAGUGCCUUUUAUAAGUGGCUUUUUUCAUACACAUACAGUUGUAAAGUGAACAUUGACAUUCAGAAAUACAGAGCCAAAUGCAUUGUCUUAUUAGAGUUUUUUGUCAACAUAAAAUUAUCUGUAGCCAGCGAAGAUCAUACUUUGUGUCAAGUGGUUGCUCACGCAAGGUUUACAAAUUGAUCGGUGAAUUUUAAAUCCAUUACAAAAAUUGAUGAGGUGCUCCUUCACCAGAGGACUUAAAAACAAAUUUGCUUUGAAUUAGUGGUUGACCAUAUGAGCAGUGACUCCUCAUGAGAAGAGCUGUCAUGUACUCGGAGGCUUAAUACAAUCAGUGGCAAACAGUCAAAGGGCAAAGCUGUCAUAACAUUAGCUGUCGUGAGAGUGUCAAGGGAAUUAUUUGGAAUUAAAUAAAAACAAAACAAAACAAAACAGUAAGAUUGUGUCCUACUACUGAGGUUUUUUUUUUCAAUUUUUCCAGGAACUUGUGCCCCCUGCUGUCCCUCCCCCACAAGAGAGCACUCUCUGGGCUGUAAAAGCUGCUGAAAAGGCAAAGUACGACAACAUUUUUGAGGUAAGCCAGUUGUCCUGAAAACUUGAAUCAUUAUAAGUUUCUGAGAAACUGCCCACCCCUCCCCUAAGCCCCUAAAAUUAGAAAAAACAGUAAAAAAUACUAUGCAAAGGUUCUGUCAAGAUUUUUCAUUUGAUUAUGAUAACACCAUAGGAUUUCAUCCGCCAAUUAUUUUACUGUAACUUGGUUUUGAGUUUAAAGGAUUGAUUAUCUAAAGUUAUUUUCAUUUGGCAUGUUAUUUUAGGGCCUAAAACCUGUUAAUGGACUUCUCCCAGGCGACAAAGUCAAACCUGUAAGUGAGAAGUUUUUAAUUUAUGUUAUAUAGUUUCACCAAUAAUCGUGUUUUAAGAUGUAAAACAUGUAUCUGUCUGCUUUGAGAAUAAAACACUUCAUAACUCUUUGUCCUGUUUGAUAUAUUAUAUGAACUUAAUGAUUACUGUUGUCUAUGUAUGUGGCAGUCAGUGGCUUGCUAUGGCCCUUGAUUAUAUUAUAAUUCUGUGGUUUUGUUCAACUUCAGGUGUUACUGAACUCUAAGCUUCCUAUUGAUGUACUUGGUCGUGUCUGGGAGCUGGCUGAUAUUGACAAGGAUGGCAUGUUAGACAAUGAUGAGUUUGCUGUGGUAAGGAUGAAAGAGGCUACACUAACCGAUAUGCUAGUAUAUUACACCUAAAACAGUACAAAUUUUACCAUUAACACUGCUGGACAGAGCCAGGUUUUUCCAAUUAAGGACUGUCCAUCUUAUAGAGUUAUCUUCUGCUCAAACAUCAGCUGUCCACAAUAGGACGGGUUAGCCUAGUGUCACUUCGUUAAUACAGAUGCUAGGUGGAUAGAGCCAAAUCUCUGCAAGUACAGAGGUGUUUGUUGAAUAUUGAUUGUAUACAACUCACUUUGACUCUGAAGAUGACUUACUGCACAGGUUGUCGAAACGUCAGUCACUGUCAACAACAACAGUCCUAUACAGGACUACGUUCACCCGGGCGAUCAAACUCAACCUACUUUUGAAAUGACUCCUGGGUUGAAAACCUUUCACAUUGAUUGUAUGACUUUCAGUUUUUUUUAGCGUCUUACCAAGAGAUUCAUUCUAAGCGCUUUGUCACAUGUUCCUCUAGGCUUCUCUGGGCUAAGUAAACCGCUUGCAAUAAAGAGAUGCUUGUAUUGUAGAGCUAAAUUAGGAAUUGUUUAGGAUCUUUGGGACUUAGUUAGUUGUCUACAACAUAGCAAUGUCAUUAAUAUUAUCAAUGGUGUAUCCAGGGGAGGGGCCUGAAGGGCCAAAGAAAAUUUUUUUAAGACCGCCCCUCCCCCCUUAUCUCAGGGUCUGGGUGACCGGGCCCCCCCCUAAUGUGAAGGUCUGGACCUGCCGCUGAUUAUGGAGUAUCAGUUGUCUAUAAGGAGAGUUUUUAGAGUGUUAAUACACCAUCUUAUGGAUGUACUCCUUCUGAUUUGUUUGUUUGUUUGUUUAUGUUUUGUAACAGGCCAUGCAUCUUGUUUACCGUGCCUUAGAGGGAGAUCCUGUACCAUUGACACUCCAUGGCAAACUCAUUCCUCCUUCAAAGCGAAAGUUAAAGCUGACAUCAUCAGCCCCCUCUUCACCAUCUCCCCAGAGUCACACCCCUCCUUCAAUCAGUAGUUCAGUUCUCUCUGUUACAGUGAGUUGUUAGACAAUAUUUUAUCUCAGUCAGCUGUAAGCUGCUGCUUUUAAGCUCCCCCACGUAUAAGCCUUCUCAGUUGUAGGCCAGUCUACCUCUAAGCAAAAUAAAAUGUUCCUGAUUAUUGCUAGUUUGCAUGUGACGUCACGGCGGCAUGUUGGUGGUCAAGAACAAUUAUCUCCCCUGGGAACUAAACUCUAUUUUCAUGUAAAUUCCCCAACAUGGCCGCCUUGUCACAUGGUUGCAAACCAAGAAUAUGAGCCCCGCAGACAUAAGCUGCCCUCCAAAUGAAUUAAUUUGAUUUAUUAUGAUGCUUUGAAUCUUACUUGUAAUUAAAAGACAAGUAAAUCCAUGACGUUUUUUGAUCAGCACUGCUAUAGCUUGUUUUGAAGCAUUUUUCUAUUCUUGUUAUAAGUUCCCCUGGAUAGUAGCUCCUCCGUUUAUAAGCCCUCUAAAACCCUUACAAAGCUAAACCCAUGUAAGCAACAGUUUACGGUCUAUCAUUUGGUUAGCAACGAUUAACAAAGUUAGCAGUGUGUGUUUUAGCGGUGUAAGCAGUCUCCUUAAAAAACAUAAAUAAGCUGAAGCUAUAGACUGAUAGCAGUCCCUCGUGCGAGCCAACGAGCGAGGCAAAUGCACGAGGAAGAAGACACGUGAUACGUGGCCAAUUUUAGUUUAUCAUGUCAAUUGUUCAUUGUUACCUAAAGAGUUCAGACGUACCAGUCAGACUUGCUGUAUACUUUGCAGACCUCUCAAGAAGUUCCGUGGGUGGUAACAAGUAGUGACAAGUCACGGUAUGACACUAUGUUCAAGCAGGCUGAUAAGGAUGCUGAUGGACUUGUUUCUGGUAAAAGAAAGUGUUAUAUAGCUCAAUUUUUUGCCAAACAGCAUGCUCUCUCAUUGGUUACUUUGAGGUCACAUGGCAUCUAAAAAUAAAACUUUUUCCCGCCAAGAAUCUGUGAGCGGGCAGCGUUGCAAAAAUCUAUGACGUCAAAGGGUCAGGGAAUGUCAAUGCAUAUUGACUGUGAAAUGACCAAUGCUUAAGGCUGGUUCUCAUUAGUCUAUGAGUAGCCUCCCACACAGACGUUAGGGAGUUUUAGCAAAGAUGACGGCGACGGUCGGGAUAACGUCAAAAAAGCAAUAGAGCGUAUUCACUCUCGUGGCCAGCAUCUAUGCUAAUUUAUGCGGACAAUAGAAAGUUUUUACGUAAUAAAAGAGUUCAAUUCCCACAGGGUUGUCUUGGUACACCAACAUGGCCGCCGUUUCAUUGUUUUGGAACACCAAUAAAAGUUUGCACGUGCAUCACGCUUUUUUGUAGGAGGGCGUAAACAAGCGACGACGAAAUUUUCGUUCUUUUUCUAACCUUGAGUGCAGUCCUCAAGAUAUAAACUUUAGUGAAAUUUACCCACAUUAGACAUUUGCAACGAAAUGGAAUUUAAAAAAAAAACGCUAAUUCAUUUUAAAAGUGACGCUUUCGCUGCCGUCGUCGUCGUCGAUGCUAAAACUCCUUGUUCUUUUGGCUCGUCACGCAAUCAUCCAAGGAGUGCGUGACGAAGCCGUAAGGAAGUCUGCAACGAAGAGCUAAAGUCGUAAUCAGAGGCGUCAAACGUCAUGAUCCAUCUCCGCUUCCGGUUACGGCUCCGCCGUUUGCGAUCUUGUGAAAACUACAGGUAGUCAAAGGCCCAAGCAGAAGCGGCAGAGUAAGCCAAUCAGAACUCGUAGGGGUGAGCCUUGUGAUUGGUUUGUCCUUCCGCUUCUGCUUUUGCUUCCGUCUCUACCAAUCUGGUUUUCACUAGGUCUUCAUACCAUUCAUUAUUUUGAGAACUUGAUUUUUCCACCUCAAAGAGAAGACCGUCAUUAUUGUACAAAAUUUUUGUUAGUUUGUUUAAAGUUACUGAUGAUGGGCCUUAACAAGUAAGGUAAUACAGGGGACUUAAAAGACUCAGACCAAUAGCCAGUUCCACAUCACAACAUCACAGCCAACAAACAUUAGUUUCCGCAAUACCAAGAAACACCCAAAUAUUCCUUCUUUGUUGACUUACAGGAGAGGAAGUUAAAAACAUCUUUAUGGCGUCCGGACUUCCGCAGCAAGUGCUUGCUCACAUCUGGUAACAUAGUUGUCUUCCUUGUUUGUUCUCUGCUAAACUGCAAACAAUCAAACUUUACGUUAGCCCUAAAAAUGCUGCAGGUGGUCAUUGUGCGUCCUACCGCCACGUUCUCGCGCUUUCCACGCGAGAAUCCAGGUUUUUGUCGCUUUUGCGCGUUUUGAGAAGCGAUGCUGUUUGAAGCCGGCUGGCUAUUUAAUCAAUUUUCUAUUGUCAAUUGCUCUGUUUGAAAACACCUUUACUUUGCCCAGACUCCCAAUUCUAGUUUCAUUCAUAACCUGAAUAGUUAGAACCACGUUUUAUGCCAUAGUGAGGAGUACUGUGGGAAAUGCUGGUAAACAGUUUUCGCUUGAUUUUGCCAGGAUUAGGUCUCUACAUUUAUCCUGUUCAGUGUAUUUGCCAUUAAAAACAGAGGGCGAAACUGAAAGAUGAAGGAUCUAAAAAAAUGUUAUAACUGAUCUAAUCCUGUCCCUGGAACUGAAAAUACGGUGGGCCAUUCCCAUACCUUAACCCUCUUUUCAAAACAAGGGCUAAUGCAUAUUCUGAUAUGAAAAUGAUUUCUAUCCUCAUUCAAGGCAACGUCACAUGAAAGAUUUUGCAUUUGGCAUAAUUUUGAAAGUGAGGGUUUUUGGAACUCGUAAAAGGCCUAUUGUGACCCAAAACUACUGAAAUAUCUAAUUAACACUUUAAUCUCUGUGAGAGGUUUGAACCGAGGAGUCAUUUCAGAAUUACAUUUGCGGUAGUCGUCUUCCGAGUGAAAGUGACUCUGAAGAUGACUACCGCACAAGUUGUCGAAACGUCAGUCACUGUCAACAUCAGUCCAAUUCAGGACUACGCUCACACGGACGAUUGUACUCCACCUAAUUACUUUAAUCUCUGUUUAAGGGGGCUCUGUGACGUGACAAACCAAGGACGUUUGAAUUCUGAACAGUUUUCGUUGGCCAUGUACCUUAUUCAUCAAAAAGUCAUGGGAGUCGAUCCACCACAGACUCUUAGUGCAGAGAUGAUACCGCCCUCAAUGAGAAAUGGAAGUGCUUCCACGCCCACGGCCACAGGGGAGGACAGGGUAGGUGUUACUGUAAGAUGUUAGUGUUAAUCUGGGGGAGGGGUGUAGAAUGGGAAAAGAAUCACCAGGUAUGAGCGGGGAUCGGCGGCGUGCUGCGACGACAAGUCAUGAGGAAAACCUUGUCGGGUGUACUGACACUGCGGCAAGCCACGAAAAUCAAGGUUCAUGAAUGAUGCUCUUUUAUUGGUCCGUUUUGAUUUUGUAUUUGGGACAGAUCGUAUCAAGGGCACACACGGUGGGUUACUUUGUCUCUGCGACUCAUCGCACAAAAUUAAUCCAGCUUAAAUUUAUGUGGUAUGUCACUGCAACCAAAUCUUCGUCACCACAUCAGGGUUCAUCACGCGAGGGAACUACUAUAGCCGGCCAUGGGUCUCAGCAACGAAUCGAUGCAAAAUGUCGCCGAGUGCCGUGUUCAGCGGUUAGCAUUGGAUUCCAUCGCCCCGAAACCCCUUGGAUACCUUUCGAAGUUUACAUAACGUAGUAUUACUCAUUGCUUCCACAGUAGAUAUCUACAGUACAAGGGAAACCAAAGCCACAAGAAUGUGUAUGCUUGCUUCUUCAGGUGUCCAAGAGGUUUUAAGUGGUUUUAGGCCAGUGGGAUCCAUUGUUAAUCGUGUUAAGUUUUACAGACGCCUUAUGGUGCGUUUGCCUUGUUUACGUAAUUGACCUCAUCAACAUAAACUCAGUGUUGUGGGUAAAAGACAAAAGGCUGAUACAAGUUUAAGACUGUAACUUUGAAUAAAUAUUAAAUAGGCUUGUUGUGGUUUCCUUUUAGCAGGACGGGACAGCUGCAGGAAGCGUUGUUUCAAGCCUGAAUGAUUUUAGCGCCAUCAAAGAGCUUGAUAAAAUAAGCAAAGAAAUUGAAGAAUUAGGGAGGCAAGUUAUAAGUUUUGUUUCUGUGGUUUAGCAAAUGAUCAAAAUUAAUACUAAACUGUUCUAUGUGCAUGUUAUUUCUUUAACAGAGAAAAAGCCAAUCUACAGCGUGAAAUAGAAGAAAAAGAGGACAUGAUUAGACAAAGAAAUGGAGAAAUACAGGUAUGGCUCGAUAUUGAUGUAACAUUAGUGACGUAAAGCAUCAUUCACGGUAAACUGUACCAUUGCCAAUAAAGUUUUGUUGUUGUCGUUUACUGCAAAACUAUCACGUGACCGUUCUUCAUUUUUUAAGGUUGCUGCAAACUUUUCCUUUUUAACACAUCUUGCCAAAAAUGGAGAUUCUUAGUGUAUCCAUGUACUCACCAAGUAGUCUCCAUUGAACUCCCGUACACAGUAGAACCAUCUUGUGGACAUUUUGCACACACGUCGAUGUUACAACACGCUCUUAUGUGCCUUCUAGCAUAGAGAGACAUAAUGGGGCCAUUUAUACGAGGAAAAAUAAGACGCGAACUGUACCAUUUAUACGAGCAUGUCUUAUCUAAGACGAGAACAGCUCGUAUAAAUGGUUCGCGUCUUAUUUCUGUUCUUGACUCGUUUUUAUGUGAAUGUUGCCCGUAGGAACGGCAGUCCAACAUGGCGCGUCAAAAAUUAACACAUGCGUACUAUGCGUUCGCGUCUUAUCUAAGACGCGAACGUCAUUUAUACGAAGUUUUUCUCGUCUUAGCAAAGACGCGUCUUAUCUAAGAACAGGUGUUAAGGGCUGUUCCAAAAUAAGACGCGUCUUAGCCAAGUCGCGUCUUAUUUUAGACGAAAUGUGCCGUUUGUACGGAAAGUUUGCGUCUUAUUUAAGACGCUUCCUAUGUAAGACGCGUCUAUUUUUCCUCGCAUAAAUGGCCCUAAUGACGAUGAUGACGAUGACAAUGACAUUGAUGAUUAUGGUAAAAAUGAGGGGGGAGGAGGAGGAGGGGGAAGACAAUGACAACGACAAUCAUCAUCAUCAUCAUCAUCAUCAUACAAAAUUGUACUUGUUUGAGUGUCAAUGUAGUUAGCGCGAAAGUGUUAAGUGAGGACACUAUUUUUACGCCUCGUUCUAGAGACAGGAUCGCCAUUUUACGAAGUCAUCCUAGCCACGCGAAAGUCUAGCCGGUUGCAGGGCAAAGGCGGUACCUUCAUUUCUCAGUUAUUUUUGAGACACUGAGUAUUGGUCCCGCCUCGGGAAUCAAACCCGCGACCCUCCGCUCAGCGGUCAAGCAAUCUACCAACUGAGCUAAUCCUGCCGCGGUAAAGAGACCUUAUCGUCAUCAGCAGCAUCAUGAUAGACGUUAAAACCAUAUAAACUUAAUUUUUAACUGUCUAAGGACUUAGCUUGGAAAGGAAACAAAGGAAAGACAAGGUUGUACCAAGAGAGAAUGGUGCAUGGAUAAGCAGAAAACUUACAUUAUCUGUUGUUUAUUUGGGCACAGAAUCUACAAACUGAGCUGGAGAAAACCAAAGUAAAGUACCAAGAAUUAGAGAAACAGAAGGCUGACGCUCAAAGCAAACUCGAUGAGUUGGAUAAGGAGGUUAGAAUGAAAGAUGUUUUUUUUUCUGCUGAUGUGUUGUGUCGUGACGGACAUUUGAAGCUCGCUCACCUGGCAUGGGACAAUCCUCGCUUUUGGCGCCAUGCGCAUUUCUAGUGAUUAAGACAGAGUGCAAAACGAUUUCAAUUAUUUGCAGUCAAAAACGUAUAAUUGUAGUAUAAACGGUGCUGGAGAGUAAUGGCUGUUGUACUUUUAUUCCCAGAAAGCCAAAUAUGAAGAGAUGCUGAAGGAUGCCAAACAAAAAUGUGACGAAGAAACAAAAACUGUGAGUAUUUUGCUUUUACACACGCCUUCCCUUUACCUUUUUGUUUUUGUUGUUGUUGUUUUUUUGCACAAAAAUCAUCAUAGGACAGAAAAAAAAAAACAAAUGUCAGGAAUGGAUAGUGUUUCGGGCGUGAGUCUGACUGACUUUUCAAGGUCGGGGUUGUUUCAUGGCAUUCACGGUCGCCAAAAUGAUUCACCUGUGUGUUACGCGCCAUUCGUUUUCACGCGCGCCCUUCCUGUUUUCUCGCGUCUGAUUUUCUCCUCCCCUCUCUCGCCUUCGAACCUCUUCCACGCAACUAGGUAGUUAAUAACAACUAAACAGCUAGAAUCUUAUUGCUAAGAGGGCUGUCAGAAGAAAAAUGUUCUAUUUCCAACCAAAAUUCAAUAAAGUGAAUUUGUGCUGUUUUUCUUGUUAGAUAAACAGCUUACAAGCGCAAAUUGCCUCUUCAAGACAUUCGGCCCUGGUAAGUAGAAUCGUCCCCACUCCCUAGGGGGAAAAAUGUUUGUAACGAUCGAAAAUUAUUUUUUCGUAAAAAUUUUCCCUUUGUUUCCUAUUUUCCAGCACCAAGAGGAAGAAUUAAGUCAAGCAAGAGACGAAUUAAACAAGCUGAGAGAGGAUGAAACGAGGCUUGAACGAGAAGUAAGUAAUAAUGACCUUAUAAAAUGGGAGAAAAUGCUCUGUUUUCUUUUCCUUUCUUUCCUUUUUCUUCUUUUUAUUCUCGUCACUUUGCCAGAAGGUGCUAUCUUCUUCUCUCUUCUACAAAUUCGUUUAUAAACUAUUAUUUCUUAAAAGGAAAUGUCUGACUCAGUAACUUUAAUCGAAAUCGUAUGCCUUGCUAUUUUUUAUCAGAUCGAAUCAAGUAAAGAACAUUUGGAGGCUGUACAAAAACAAAUCAAAUCUGUUCAGACAGAGUUAUCACAGGUAACGAUCACAACAGGGCCAUUUUAGGUGUAGUCUCCCUCGCAGCCGUUUUUGUAUGUCACGCAACGCUCUUGGGGGAGCGUUGCGUGACAUCCAAAAAACGGCUGCGAGAGAGACUAUUUUAGGUGGGACCUCUCAGGUUGAGGUAGAGUUACUGCAGGCUCCUUUGCAGCCGCCCUAGCUGGAGUCACGCAUUCUCCCCAGAGCUUUGCGUGACGCACUCGCGAGCGGUCGCGAAGGAGGCCAGAGAUACCCUGCUUAUCAACAAAAUCAUUACUUCAAGUAGAUCAGUACUUGGUUCAGGAACAAUUCGUUUCACUCCAGUUAUUGACUCGUUCAGUUACUGGCAGAACUCACAACUUUUGUUGAAAGGCUAACUAUCAUGUAGGAGUUACAGGCACUAGUAUUUGGAAAGAGAUUAUCUUGCAUUUGCAUAACGCAGAUGUAAGAUUACAAAAAAAAAGGAAACUAUAAUAAUGGUGUUUGUCAGCAGUUUGUAAAUCGAACUUUAAGAAAUAAUUCAAAGGAUUUGUUUUAAGUGGUUUUGUUAUGACUUUGUUUUUAGCAUUGUUUUGAGGGAACAUUUUCUGGAGACAAAAUGCUUUUCUUUGCUUCUGUAGUGUUUGUCUCUGUUAUUUGUAUAGGUAAUAGCAUGAUUUGUAGUGACAAAUACCACGAGUGAUAUUUCGAAAUUGUUACACAUAAUUUCACGAGCCGUUAUGCGAGUGAAAUUUGGGACAAUUUUGAAAUAUCACGAGUGGUAUUUAUGCCAAAUGUCAUAUACAAACCAUGCUAUUAUUUGUUUAUACUACUACCAGCAAAAGGUUUGUAAUUUUCACAUGUAGGUAUUUCAAAUUAACCUGAAAUACCACUGCUCUAAGCCAAUCAAAUUGCAGAAAUUUCUCAUGUAGUAGUAUAAUAAUCCAUAUAAUCACACUCAUUUCGCGACAGUCCUGAAUACAAACGUUUCUCUCCAUGAAGUCACUCUCGCCUGAUUGUAAAUUUCUGUUCCUUAUCUAUUGUUGAUAAUAUUAAUUCGUUUUGUAGGUUAGAUCAAAGGUGUCAACGCUGGAAGAAACGAACAAUAGUCUAAACGCCAAUAUUGCGCAUUACAACUCUCUGAUGAACUCAAAUAGCGUAGCCAGUGGCCCCGCCCCUAUUCCUGAUUUUACACCACUUCAUGAUGCCUUUGAUAUGACACCGACUCCUUCUGAAGCGGACGCUAUGAGCGUUAGAGCAACGGUAAGCAACGAGAAUGAACUACAGUUUCGUUCAACGCAUGUACAAAAGGGCAGCAGCAUUUCAUUUCGAUAGACUGCGCUGAGUAAUAAAGAAAACAAAGCUUUCUGAAAGGAAAAAAUGAAACCUCUUCUAUUAGCGGAAUAAUGCCAGUGGGGGAUGCAGACCUUUAGAUAAGGGGGAGGGGGAGGGGCGGUCAUCCAGACCCUGACGUAAGGCGGAGGGGGGGGGGCGGUCCUCGGGCCUCAGAUUGGUCUAAAAAUAAGGGGGAGGCCCGGGCCCUCCGGGCCCCUCCCCUGGAUCGGCCACUGAAUAAGAUUAAGUAUUUGCGUUAGAUCCGUUUUUGCUCUGAUUGGUUAAUUUAAACUGUGUCUAACUAAACAGCCAUUAAAAAAGCUAGCCAUUCUAAACCAUAAAAAAGGUGGUGUCGUAAGUUUUUCUUUGUUUAAUUUUCUAUAGGCAGGAAGCAGUCCCGUUAGUAGUAUUAGUGGUUUUAGUGUUGGAUCUGGUCGAGUUGAUGAAGCUGUGGACGAUUUUAAGGUAUAUAUUAGUUCUACAGUGCUGUUUUGAAUUCUUUCUCCUGAUUAGCUAACACUUAAAGAGCAAAUGAAACAAAGUUAAAUCUUUUCUCUUUUAGGAUUCAGAUCCCUUCAAGAGUAAAGAAAAUUUAUUUAGUUCCUCAGAAGCAGGUAAGCUCCAAUGUGCACCAUGGUUUUCAAUGAUUGACGGGUUUUUUUUUUUCUAAACCAUUGUAAUGUCUUAGAGUCCUAUCCAGUUUUCCUUGAAAAUCGUUUCUCCCGAGAGUCUCAAUAAUAUCAGUGUUCAUCAACCAGUGUUUUCUCACUAAAAGCAUCCCUAAUAUGGAAAGUGCUUAGCUGGAUUGACUUAUCAGAUUGCUGAAAAGGGGAUGACGUCAAAGAGGACAGAACCCAAGCGUGUCGCUUCGCGCGUUUGCUUCUGUUCGCUGAGCUAUGAAAAUUGUCUGUUCACUUGUUUUGAUAAACUAGUUAAACGGCUCGCGGUCAUUCACAAAGUCGUGUUUGUCUCGAAAUCGACAUCUGCAAAUCAUAAGCCAAUAUUCUCAAACGCUAACAUGAGAGCUCCCUCGUUCGCAUAGAACUGUUUUGGUCACUUCUAUCAUUAGAAAUCGCUCUUUGACAAGGCAUGCAAGUUCUGACGGUAUAUUCAUUUGUUACGAAAGUAAAAGCGAAUAAACAUGAACUCUCUCUUUUUCAGAAUCUAACGACCCCUUUCACGUGGACGAUCCCUUCAAGACAGACCCAUUUCAUUAUAAAAGCGUCUCCUUCGCAGAUCCGUUCACAGCGGAUCCUUUUGAGGUGAGAAACUGAAAACGGCUGGUUUCAAUAGUGUUAAUCCAAAACAUUUUCCCAACUAAACACCUUACUCCAAAACGAUUGCAAUAAAACCAUUUUUUUUUUCUUAUGUUAAUGAGUAAAAUCCAACUAGUGGUCUAUUAUCAAUGCUGCGUUCUGAUUGUUUGAGCUACUGCUGGGCUAUAUGUUUAGUAUAGCCCACUAGCAGCGAAAAGCGCCGGCUUUGGAAACGCGUUUUGCUAGAUAAAGUUUUUGUCUCGAUAUUUUUGACCAACUAGUUGGAUUUUACUAAAACAAUUAUCCCUCUCGCCCUCAUGGCCUCUGAGUCAAUAGCCCGUUAGGUCUUCGGCCUCAUGGGCUAUUGACUCAGAGCGCAUUCGGGCUCGAGGAAUAAUUGUUUAUUAGCCCUCAUUGCCUUACUUGCAUCUGCAAAAUUCAUAAGAGCUUUUACCGUGAAACGAUGCAUUUAGGGCCAAUUAUCAUGAUGACAAAAGAAUAACAUAAUUUGACGCCAUUUUGUAACAAGGUGCAUACAUAAGACUGAAACAGUUUGCAUUCGUUUGACCGCUAGACGUGCAAAAACCUUAAUUCUUUUCUAGAGUAUGUACGCUAGCUCUUCGAACCUCAAUGCAACGGUAUGGUUUGCUUCUACACUUUUGUUGUGGAGGUCAUGUCUGGAAUGUUAUCCCAAAUUCUAGUAGUCUUCAUUGUUUUCAUUAUAGGACGUAAGAAGUGUACAUAUUAAGUUUUCCUGUUUGUCUGUCAGGGUGAAGAUUUGUUCAAAAGUGACCCCUUUAAAAGCGACUUACCAGCAAGUGGCGAGGCUAACGGCACUGCAACAGGAAUAUCGAACGGUAAGUCUCGAGUUUCAGACGAGGUUAAUCUUGGCUGCUUUACUUUUGCCUUGAUAUGCUUUUUAAUCAUCCUGCUUGCGCACUUUUCCUUUUUCCACACACAGUUGACUUAUGAUUGGCUGAAAAAUCACGCGCUACUUUAUAGACCAAUCAGAAGUUAAACCAAAACUACAUGUGACAUCAUCACUCAUGCGCACGUGCCUCCCGGGCUUAGCGCCUGCUUAUUGUAUCUGUCGCGAGUUUUGAUUGGUUUAUUUGAUUGUUUGCUCGUUUUGUGAUUGGCCAGAAGAAAUUGCUUUCGUUUUGUUUUCACUACGCUCUUUCGUAAAGGGCUUUGAGAAAAUCAGUUUGUGAUGUGUACUUUUUUUUUUCUUAACUAUAGGAUUAUCUGCUUCACCUUCGAAAUCAGAUCCUUUUGCUAUGGAUCCAUUUCAAAGUACAUUCCCGAGUAGCAAGGUAAGUGCGAUGAUCAUUCUUCACUUUCAUCUAAAUCGGAAAUUUACUGCGAUGAUCAUUCUUCACUUUCAAAGUUCAUUUGGCAGAGCAGCGCUCUCCGUUUUUCUAUUUGAUUUCACAUUUACAGUCGACGUAAUAGGGCUAUUUAUACGAGGAAAAAUAAGACGCGUCUUUCAUGAGACGAGUCCUAAAUAAGACGCAAACUAUCUCGUAUAAACGGCACAUUAAGCCGCGACUUAGCAUAGACGCGUCUUAUCGAAGAACAGGUAGGGGCUGUUCUUAGAUAAGACGCGUCUUUGCUAAAUUUCACACGAAAUGUCCCCUUUAUACGGGAUAGUUUGAGUCUUAUUUAGGACAGUCACGUCCUAUGUAAGACGCGUCUUAUUUUUCCUCGUUUAAACGGCCCCAAUGUGAUUUUCUUCACACUUAACCGUUAAGAAGGCCAGGAUUUAUUAAAUCUCGAAGGCGUUCUUGAUAUCAAAAAAAGGCUUUCUGAUGAAAUUUCAAUGCGGUGAAUUUGUUACAACCUUUUUAAGGAUUUUUAACCUGUUUACGUCUCUUACAGAGUUCGACAGAUAACUUCUUUAGCUCAGAUCCCUUCAAACCAUCUGGAAGUAGUUCAGAUUCUAAGAAAACCACAGAUAGCAAAGACUUGAGCUCUUCUGCGAAGGACCCUUUCAGCAAUCCUUUUGGUUCUGAUCCGUUUGGUGAGUUC
Molecule: messenger RNA, 18674 nt
Organism: Porites lobata
Lineage: Eukaryota; Metazoa; Cnidaria; Anthozoa; Scleractinia; Poritidae
Source: the annotation of a GenBank genome assembly